Pelmatolapia mariae (spotted tilapia) is the source of this 2295-nucleotide messenger RNA. It is a transcript of the gene alkbh1, whose product is annotated as alkB homolog 1, histone H2A dioxygenase. Gene Ontology annotation, molecular function: ferrous iron binding; oxidative RNA demethylase activity; broad specificity oxidative DNA demethylase activity. Bases 135 to 1277 code for a protein of 380 amino acids. The transcript has 6 exons. The record is from RefSeq and is a predicted model, not a curated record. Gene Ontology annotation, cellular component: cytoplasm; nucleus. Gene Ontology annotation, biological process: oxidative RNA demethylation. NCBI's taxonomy places the organism in Eukaryota, Metazoa, Chordata, Actinopteri, Cichliformes, Cichlidae.
CAUUGAAACAUGUUGCAGUUUGUCUCUCCCCGCUCGCGCUGUUAACUGUUUAGAUAUCUUUUUGUUUGUUUGUUUUGUUCUUUAAUUUUUGUUAGUUUUUACUUCCGGAGCAGGGCGCGCAGGACAGUGACGUCAUGGCUAAGAUGGCAGCCUCCGUGGUGGAGGGUGGAGAGGAUGCGUUUCGGAAGAUAUUCAAGUUUUACAGGAGAAGGAACCCCCCGCCGGACCUCAGCGACGUCAUCGACUUUUCCAGGUGUGCGCCCGGUGAACAGAUUGUUCCAGUUAACCUCGACGCCGCCGCGGUGAGCGAUGUGGAAGCCACCAGAGUCGGAUUACAGCCCGUCAGAGAGUGGCGAGCCUUCGGCCUGCGAGGACACCCAGGGUUCAUCUUCAUCUCUGAUCCGUUCCUGCGCGGCACGCAGCCGUUCUGGCUCCGACAGUGUCUGAAGAUUUACCCUCAGAAACCAAACGUCUGCAACCUGGACAUGCACAUGUCCCCCUUAGAGACUCAGGACAUCUGGGGACAGAGCGUGCACAGCCUGAGAUCUUCUCCGGCUGGAAAACGAGAAGCGCGGACUCUCCUGGAGCGGCUGCGCUGGGUCACGCUGGGCUAUCAUUACAACUGGGACACAAAGACGUACUCUCCCAGCAGUCACACUCCUUUCCCACGUGACCUCCACCUCCUCUCCGCUCACAUGACAGCUGCCUGCGGCUUCCCUGGCUUUAUCUCGGAAGCGGGAAUCCUCAACUAUUACCGAUCUGACUCUUCUCUGGGAAUCCACGUGGACGAGUCGGAGCUGGAUCACACUCGACCGCUGCUGUCGUUUAGUUUUGGUCAGUCAGCCAUCUUUCUCCUCGGUGGCCCUCGCAGACAGGACCCCCCCACAGCCAUGCUCAUGCACAGCGGGGACGUGAUGGUGAUGUCGGGGCCCAGCCGCCUUCUGUACCACGCGGUCCCACGAAUCCUCCCCGCACCUCCGGGGCGUCUGGCGUUAGAGACGGGGGGAUGCAUCCAGACCCCCCCGACACAUGAAGGCUCCAUGGUGGAGCCGUUGUCCAAGGAGGAAUGGGCCGUCUGCUCCAGGUACAUCCAGAGCUCCAGAGUGAAUGUGACCGUCAGACAGGUGCUGGCGCCUGGACAGAAAUUUCCAGAAAUUCCCCGUUCUCACCAAACCACGGACACUGGACAGACGGACGGAUACGAUGAUGGAGAGAGCGGAAAGAGGAAGAGGAGCAGCAGGGACUCUCCUUGUGCUGCAGAGACAUUAACUCACUGAGGGGAUUUACAGCACGGGCCUCCAUGAAGGACGGCGUCUGCUUGGUUACUGGGUUUAUUGGUUUAAAGGAUUUAUGAGUGGGUCAGUGUGUAGAUGCUGCCAGAGAUGGGACGAGACCUGAUCUAAAAAUUAACUCUUAGGAGUACGGUGCUAAAUCUGUGAUCCAGUUCAGUGUUAAAAUGAUUGUUUACGAUUGUGGGAUUAGGACUACAUGUUAGUCCUCCCUAAUAUCUUGAACUGAUUCAGUUAAGAACAGUGAGCAGUAAUCAUCAUGGACGCAGAUAUACAUCUAUAGAGAUAGAUAUGACUGUACAGUCAUAUAUAUAGAUAUAGAUAUAGAUAUAUAUAGAUAUAUAUAUCUCUAUACACACAUAUGUGUGUGUGUGUAUAUAGGUGUGUAUAUAGAUAGACAGACAUAUACGUAUACACACAAACAAACAGGGCACUUGCCUAAAGGUUGACGAUCCCUGUUGCUUCAUCUGUGGACUAUUUCAUCAUUAAACAAGCCUGGUGUUCUUUACUUCAUGUUUGGUAAUGUCUCCUAACAUCAUUGAACCACACAGCCUUUGAAGGUGCCACCAGUUCAGGUACUCUUGAACUCUCAUUACUCUCUCUCUCUCUCAACAAACUACAACCUCACAUUCCAAGUUAAAACUCUAAUGUUGCUUCUUCCUGACGUUGCCGACCUCAGGGAGGACGAUAUCCCCCCCUGUCUUGGCGUCCUGGCUCCCCCUUGCCGUAGCACAUGUGUGUUGUACCUCAUCACCAUGAGAGCUAAGCACUGGAUGCAGAGGCCCAAGUAGGACUUGAACUUGUGACUCACACUCCAAAGGCGUAGAGUCUUACUACUACACUAUCCAGCUGAUAUUGACAUGAACAUCAUAUAUAUAUACACGAUUACACUGAAUCACAUGUUGUAUUAAUGUUGCCAUGUACCCAUUUUCACACCUUGGCUCAAGGUCCAUGUCCCUGUUCUCCACCAGUUCCUCUUGGAAGUGAAAAGAUUCUCGAAUUAAAG